Camelina sativa (false flax) is the source of this 409-nucleotide messenger RNA. RefSeq names its product defensin-like protein 159. Lineage: Eukaryota; Viridiplantae; Streptophyta; Magnoliopsida; Brassicales; Brassicaceae. The record is from RefSeq and is a predicted model, not a curated record.
UAAACGUAACAAAGAAAAAAGCUUUAAUUGGUCACAUUUGUUUUGUGAUAUUGAUCAUGGCAAAGUUAUCAUGUUCGUAUUUCCUUGUACUCAUGCUUGUGUUCUCAGGAUCUUUAAUCGUUGAAAGAGCUGAGGGGAAGCAAUGUCAUUUGACGAUUGACAAAGAAACUCCAUGUAAUCUUGUUGAUUGCCGUUUAAGCUGCUAUAGUGGCUACAAUGGAGUUGGAAAGUGUUUUGACGAUCGUAAAGUAAAGGGACCUUCUAAUUGUGGUUGUCUCUACAAUUGUUAGAGCUACAGUUUUAUAAAAGUGUGUCUGUCGUCAUAUAAUAAAUAUUCGAUUUCCUUAUAAUCGAUAUGAAUAAAAACUAGGUCUCCAUCAAGAGACAGAUGUUUGGCCUACUUUGGUUA